Molecule: messenger RNA, 4657 nt
Organism: Linum trigynum
Lineage: Eukaryota; Viridiplantae; Streptophyta; Magnoliopsida; Malpighiales; Linaceae
Source: the annotation of a GenBank genome assembly
UUAUCAAAAUUCAAAUCAUAAGAUACACAUCAAUUCACUGAUAAGUUGCUAGACAGGUUGCCUCUCUAGCCCCACAAUAUUAAGACAUCUUAUGAGCUCUAAACGAGCCAACUCACAAGUUGCGCUCAACAAGCCACCGAGUCGAGCUAGCUCAUGAGCUGAGUAAGACUUAGCUCAAGCUCGUUUUAUUUGCGAACGAGCUGAGUUUCGAACGAGUUUUUCUCGAGCUGCUCACGAGUAGCUCGACUCAUUUGCAGCCAUAGCCAUAACUAUGUUCUAGGGUUACUCACUUAAGCAUUUUCGUCAUUAAUAUCUCUAAAAACCCCAAUUUACAUUGACAGUCUAAGAAAUAUCUUAAUUAUAUUAAGUCCUUUAUAUAUGAUUGUUUAAGGAUGGUACGUGUGCGUUUUCGGUUUUCCACAAAUCGCAUACUUGUUUGUUUUUUUAUGUCAUAUUACAUCUCCACAAAGUUUAAGCUAUGUGGAUGGUUGCCAUGUUAAAGCCAUAGUUUAUGAUAUUUAUGAAAACUGGCUCCACCCAACCCCCCAUUGUCAUCCGUAGGUGUAAGGUGGGUGUUGGACGUUAGGGACCUCGUUUAGCGUCUAGCUCCUUUAUGCGUCACCUAAGUAUGUCUAAACGUUAGAAACAAAAAUAUCCAUUUGUACUACAUGAUGAAUAAAAAUAACAAGAUGCAAUACUUUCACCCUUUAUUACAAAUGAUUAAUAACGUAUCUAACAUUUAGUAAUAAGAAAGUUAGUUUACAAGUUUACAAUAAGAUCUCAAUAGCUCUCAAUGUUCUUCGGCUAUUGAAAAUAUUUGAUAUAGAAAAUUUAGUUUCUGUCAUCCCCCUCUCCUCUGGAUAUUGUUGCCUGAGACAUUUUAGUGUGAUUUAUAGUAUUGGUGCUAUAAAACGUUUACAACCAUUAGAUCAUGUUCAAAAUAUAUCAGCCAUUAGAUCUUAUUUAGAUUAUUAAUAUAUUGUUUUAUUUGUUUAUGGUCAACCGGUACAACCGGUUGUAUGUGAAAAAAGUUCGAAACCCAUUCUCUUAUCCUUCUCCUCUCCGAGCAGAUCUGAGACCCUCUUCUCACCGCCGACAUCCAUUCUUGCUGUCACCGGAAAUGCAGUUACCGACUCCAACUCCAGAGGCAGCGAAUCUCUUCCUUUGAUCUCGCAUCGUCUCUCUACUCUUUGACCAUCCCGUACAAAAAAUCGGAGCGUUUUUUUUAUUAUGAUCGGAGCCCUCUGCCUACGGCGACGAGGUUCUUACCUCGAGCAGCUACUCCCGUCCUAGCCCCGAUCUGGUCCCGCUUACGGAUUUCAGGCCGGCGGGGGCAUGCCUGCCGGUGAUUCUGAGUACGGAUCCAGAUAUGGUGGGAGGACUGAGAUCGGUGGCGGAGGCGAAUAUGGCAGGAGGAUUGAGAUCGAGUACGGAUUUGGCAGCGAUGGCGGCGGGAGGACAGAGACUGAAUACAGAUCUGGUGCCGGCGGAUAAAGCGGGAGGACAAAGGGUAAAUACGGACCUGGCAGCGGCGGAUAUGGUCGAAGAACCGAAUAUGAGCAUGGAUUGGGUUACGGGCGUAAGUAGGAGUUCGAGUAUGGUGGAUCGGGCUAUGGGCAUAAACAGGAAUCUGAAUAUGGAUCAGAAUAAGGCCGGCAGCCGGAAUCUGAAUAUGUUCAGCUCGAUUCGCUCCAUCUAGAAGCAAGGACGGAGUUCGCGUACCGCGGCGCCGGCGCCGAAAGAGGGUAUAAUUUUUGCGCCUGCUCUGUUCUGUGACUCGUAAGGGACGGAUUGGCGUUGAGAUUUGGUCGUAUAUUUUAGGUUUCCUUCCGAUUUCAGAGCUCUAGAAGGGUUGGUGUUUCUUGAGUAGCUCUGCUUCGAGGGCAUCCAUAACUUGGAUUUAUACAUGGCUUUCUCGUUGUAGCCUUGUUCCGUGUCUGUUCUUCUCUCUUCUCGCCAAGCAUAAGCUAGCAUUCUCCUGUUUAUGUAUGUUCUCCUAUUGAUUGUUGAAUGCUAAGUUGUUACCCUUUACUGCUGUUGUGCUAAGUUGUACCUUCAACUAUUGUUGGUAGAUGAUCCUAUGCUUAGAUAGUCCUCCAUGGCUGUUCAGGGCAGAGACCAACCAAAGCCAGUCUUCCAUGUCUACUAUAGCUUCUGUAGGCUUGCAUCAGAUUGUUGAUUUCUAGGUCGAUACAAUUUGUUGACAUGUAGGUAGAUUGCAUUAAGCACCCUGAAUUGGGUAUUGGGGGAAUAACUGAUUUUUAGGUCGAUACAAUUGAUUAAUGUAUUGUUGGAUUCACUGGGUUGUGGGUGGUGAAAAUGUGGAUUUUAAUUGUCUCUAAACUUCAUUUUGUUGGUUGUUUUUAGUUGGAUUUUUAGUGUUGAGUUGUUAACCAUAAAACCAAUACUAUGGAAUGACUUUUUUCCUUUGUGGUAUUUUAUCAUAUAUGAACAUGCUGCUUAGUUUCUUUUAUCUGAACUAUCGUCAUAUCCCUGCUACAGGUUUGGUCAUCUAGUUGAUCUUUAUGCCUGGAAUCCGCAUUGCAGAUAUCUCGACGGUAUGGGUCCGUCAGGUAAGUAUGUAGCUACCUGUUGCUCUCUUGCUGACAGACACAUUUACAAUGUGAGCAAAAUGAAAGGCCCAUCUGCUUAGUGAAACUUAGAAAGUGGAAUAAGGCACUAACUUGAAUCUAGUUGAUUAAAAAAGGCUUAUCCAAUCAGGAUUGAACAAAAUGAAAAUAUGUGCUUGUUUUCCUGUUCGGGCAGUUAGCUGUAGGUUAAUGUCUCCGAGUUCUUACACUCUUUUAAAAGGAUAAACGAAUUCAUAAGUUGAAUUUUGCUGUGUGAAAUGGAAGUAAUAUGUGUUUUUUCUUUUUACUUUUUAAAGCUGUGAAAGUCCACAGUUUCAUUGUGGUUGCAUCUAGUUGAACUUGAUUUGCUCCAUCUCUGGUUGUAUAUUAACUUGCUUUUUGUUCUGUUUGACAUGCACCAGUGCACAGAACAACUGGAAAGGGUCUUGGUGGCAUAGUAGUCUAGAUGUACACUCUGGUAAUUUGUUGUAUCUUACUGUCCUGGAAAUUAUUUGUAGACAAGGUUUUGCUACUUGAAACUAUUGACUACAUUUGCAUGUUUUUAGACGACUCAGCGCUCUACUAAUCAUAUUCAUCAGGUACCUGCUGUUUAUUUGGACAGGUUUGGAUUCUUGGUUGGUCAAUGUAGUAGAAUGUGCCAUUAUGCUGUGAGUUCAGAUGAAGCAUUUCAUACUGUCAAAGGGUUGAUUGAAGACUUGACCUUGCGAGUGAAGACAAUAAGUGAAAAAACAACCAGCAAAACAAAUAAUGCUACUACGGAUGCUAGAGUGAACUCCUCUCAGUUUAUUAAGGACCCCCCAUCCAGUUCGAAGUAAAGGGAAUGUGAAGCAACCUCAAGUGAAAAGACGGUUGUGCAAGUAUUGUAGGCGUCCUAAACAUACAAUCAGAAAUUGCCCGCUGAAAAGAAUGGCUGAAGCAGGUGCAGGUGAUAGUCAUUUUACGCAACAAGAACACAACUUCGAGUCCACAGGAGCAGGUGAAAGCAACUUUCAUGUGGAGACUCAAGAAUCUGUUCUACUUCCCAAACGAUCCAAGCACAACCUGUAAUGCUCGUGUCUAGCUUCAAAGAACAUUAUGACUCAUCUUUUCAUAAGCUUGUAGUUUUCAAAAACAGUAUGUUGUGUUUCUUACACCAUUAUAAUAAGUACGGGGGUUAGUUCUACAGGUGAAUGUAUCUCACAGCCAAUUCUGGAAAUCUCAUGGCCAUGAGCUCGCCCCGUGGAUGCAAAAAUACAGGUAUCAGUUUUUCAGGGAUUUUCACGGAUUGGAUGCAACAAUAUCACGCCCGUGAAAGAAGUCGUGUUUUUGGAUUUGAAAUUCUGGAAAUAUCACGGCCGUGAGAGAGGCCGUGGAUGUAAAAAUGCAGUUCUCAGUUUCCCAUGGAUUUUCACGGGUUGGGUUCGACAAUAUUACGACCGUGAGAUGAGCCGUGUUUAUGGAUUUGAAAUGUUGGAUUUCUCACGGCUCAUCUGUAACUUCUCACGGGCGUGAGAUUCACCCGUGCAAUUUUCACAUUGCUCGGUCACACCCAGGAUGCCUCACGGCUUGUAAUUAAACUCUCAUGGGCGUGAGAAUAAGCUGUGAUAUGGAAACCACUCCGAUUUUCUCAGGGGAUAGUUCAACAGGUGAAAGUCUCCUACUGGAAAUCUGACACCUCAUACUGGUAAAAUGCUCAAGUGAAAUGCUCAAGUGAGAUGUAAAAAGUAGUGUUUCAUUCCUCAGGUAAAUCUCACUGCCGUGAGAUGUCCCGUGAGAUGUAAAGAGCAGUUCUCACUAUACCAGGAAAUUUCACGGCUACUACUUGACAUUCUCACGCCCGUCAAAAUCUCACGUGAAAUUGAAACACACAACUGCCACUCAAAUGUUCUCACAGCUCAUUCAGGUAAAAUAACGGUUGUGGAAUUAAGAUGUACCUACACUUUCUAAAGUUAUACCUUUACACUAAACUUAAAGUUGUACCUACACUUUCCCAAAAAUUUUCUAUGAUACAAUUCACAAUUGUACCUAUACACUAUGGUACAACUUAAUGUUGUACCUACACUUUCUAACAAAUCCUCAAUGGUACA